CAAUUGAAGACGUUGAGGAUGAAGAAGGGAUCCACAGCUCAGUGUGUUUGCUUGGUUGAUGAGUCUUGCAAUUGGACAAUGCGUCCAUGUCUCUCUAGUGAUGUGAAGCUUCACCCAAAGCCUAUCAGCGUUUUCAGCAUGGCUAAAGUUUUCUCUGAGCCGAGUCAAAAGUGGUAUGAACCAGAAUGGUGGAAGUUUGGUGAUAAAAAAUUAUAUUUUCGCCAUGCUUCAGGUGAGAUGUAUGUCAUUUCUCAAGGUCUGGCCAAAUUUGUUUGAAUAAAUUGCUCCUAUCAUCAUUAGUUUCGUCAAGGAACAAGCGGUACCACAAAAAAAAAAAAAAAAAAAAUUGAUGUAAUUGGGAGUGGAAAAACUUUUACCAUGAAAUCAUUGCCUCUAAAAGCAUCACGGGACAUCUUGAGGUUGAUGCACCAUACUUACCGCAGUCAGGGAUUUCAGUUGUUUGUAAGCUUGUUGGAAAUAUAUGGAGGAAAACUUUUUGAUCUC
Molecule: messenger RNA, 504 nt
Organism: Rosa rugosa (rugosa rose)
Lineage: Eukaryota; Viridiplantae; Streptophyta; Magnoliopsida; Rosales; Rosaceae
Product: hydroxyproline O-galactosyltransferase HPGT1-like
Exons: 7
Coding region: 19-276 (85 amino acids)
Source: RefSeq, a predicted model, not a curated record